AAAUGCUCUUGUAAAUUACUACUAGGGUUCCACUGGCGUAAAGGAGCUGAGCUGACCACAAAAUCCCCCUAAACUUUCAGCUAGAGUUCCUCUAAUAGCACCAUGGCCAGCCGUAAGACCAAGAAGACGACGAAGAAGCGUGCGCAACGUGCUACCUCGAAUGUCUUCGCCAUGUUCGACCAGACACAGAUCCAAGAAUUUAAAGAGGCAUUCAAUAUGAUUGACCAGAACAGGGACGGCUUCAUCGACAAAGAAGACUUGAAAGAUAUGUAUGCCUCCCUUGGAAAAAGCCCGAAUGAUCAGUUUCUAGACGACAUGAUCGAAGAAGCGUCUGGGAGCACGAUCAACUUUACCAUGUUCUUGACGUUGUUUGGCGAGAAGUUGAACGGCACAGAUCCUGAAGAUGUGAUCAAAAAUGCAUUUGGCUGCUUUGAUGAAGAGGGGGACGGUAGAAUCCACGAAGACAAGCUUUGCGAUAUGUUAACGUCUGUUGGAGAUAGGUUUAGCGAAGAUGAAAUUGAUGAGAUGUUACAUGACUGCCCUGUUGACAAGAAAGGCUACAUAGACUACAUCACAUACACUCAAAUGCUGAAACGGGGCAAGAAAGAGGACGAUGAAUAGACCAGCCACACUUUUAUAAACUUUUGCAAUUUGCAUUACUAAGCUUUUUCCCCUUUAAAAAAAACAGUGAAGUUCUUUGGUGAUAAAGCAAAGAGAAGAACCCUACAAAAGCUUUGCCCCUGUGGAAAAACUAAAACACAUCAAAUAACUUUCUGUUCAUAAUGUAUAAUGUUUUGUAUUUUUGGAAGCUGUAUUUUUGGAAGUGGAUUUAGGAAGAAUGAUGUAACAAUGAUGGAAACAUAAACAUUUUCGUUUUUUAA
Molecule: messenger RNA, 881 nt
Organism: Nematostella vectensis (starlet sea anemone)
Lineage: Eukaryota; Metazoa; Cnidaria; Anthozoa; Actiniaria; Edwardsiidae
Product: myosin regulatory light chain 12A
Exons: 2
Coding region: 103-621 (172 amino acids)
Cellular component (GO): cytoplasm; myosin II complex
Molecular function (GO): myosin heavy chain binding; calcium ion binding
Source: RefSeq, a predicted model, not a curated record